Molecule: messenger RNA, 798 nt
Organism: Phaedon cochleariae (mustard beetle)
Lineage: Eukaryota; Metazoa; Arthropoda; Insecta; Coleoptera; Chrysomelidae
Source: the annotation of a GenBank genome assembly
UCGAAAUAAUACACAAAACAUAAACAAACAUGGCUGAAAUAUUUAGCAAACGCGCGCUAAUGUUACAUCUUUCAAAGCUUUCCAAGGUUUCUUUGUGUGAUUUGAGUGAUUUGUGAGAAAUUGUUCAUGUCUUUUAUUUAUGAGUGAUCACUCAUCAGCUAUCAACCAUUGAAUUACAGAUUAUAGAAAGAGGAAAGAGACUUUCGAAGCCUCCUAACCAUUGUGAAUUUGAGUGCAUACAGAGAAUUUUUACAGCCUGUGAAGUACUUUGCAAAGAACAACUUCAUUUUGUAUAUUUCUCACAGAUUAACCAAUAAAAUGCCUGGAAUGUGCUGUGCUGUUUAUGGCCUAUUCCAAAACUGCAGGUGCUGGUAUUAUUUUUCAUAGCUCUCCUGGUUUUGUUACCAUCAGACAAGAAUGGAUAACCAGAUGUAGCAGUAAAACAACGUUCAAUCCAGAUUCAAGUAGAAUGUGUUCUUGUUAUUUCACAAUAGAAGAUUAUGAAAGAGACUUGAAGAAUGAAUUAUUAGGUUCACCCUUGAAGAGGAUUUUGAAAAAAACUGCGAUUCCCACACUGGAACUGGCAGAAAUUCAAGAAAACUAUGAUGCAGGGCAGACACAAGACCAUUCAGAAAAAUUAUUGGAAGUAGUCUGAAAUGAUACUGGCCAGGAACAAAUACAUCAAGUCCAUUUAAGUCCAAUCAUCAUCAAAUGUGAACAGAAUUUCAUCAACUUUAUACUAUCUAGGAUAUAGACAAUUUGGGGAAAAGUACAAGAAUAUGGAAACAAUGAUUCAAU